AUGUAUAUCGCCCAUGGCAAUUGGAUCAACUUUGCCGAAUUCCGAAAACGUAAACCCAUCUACAUCUCGCUGGUACGCGAUCCUCUGGAUAGGAUAGUCCACAACUAUUAUGACCAACGCACUCUCAAGAAGUUGGUUCUUAGUCGCAGCAUUUACGCAGGAUUUCCUCAAAAGACUAACGAUUGGUACAAGCAGACCUUCAGUGAAUGCGUUCGCAGUGGAAGUCCCGAGUGCCGAUAUAUUCAAUAUGCAAUUAUGGAUCCUGUGAAUGAUUUUAGGAGACAAUCUUUGUUCUUUUGUGGAAAUCACGAAGAUUGUUUGUGA
This is a messenger RNA of Drosophila nasuta, 324 nucleotides long. RefSeq names its product heparan sulfate 2-O-sulfotransferase pipe-like. The record is from RefSeq and is a predicted model, not a curated record. The transcript has a single exon. Gene Ontology annotation, cellular component: membrane. NCBI's taxonomy places the organism in Eukaryota, Metazoa, Arthropoda, Insecta, Diptera, Drosophilidae. Gene Ontology annotation, molecular function: sulfotransferase activity. The coding region runs from base 1 to 324 and encodes 107 amino acids.